AUGCCCCAAGCCGCUGGGCGAGCAGCUGAAGGGCAGAUCAGGGAGACAGAGCGGGUCUGGAGAGUUUCGGUGCUGCCAUCGCGGGGGGGCGCCAACGCGAAGCGCAGCGCGCGCCGCGUGCGCGUGGAGGCGGGCGCGCUCCAGGUGUGCUCAACGGCGCGCGUUCAUCAUCCCAAGUACUACCACGUAUCCUGCCUGGGGCGAGUUCUCGGCCGGGCUGCGCAGGUUGAAGAGCUCACAACCUUGCCUGCAACCCUGCAGGAGGAGGUGGCGCCGUGGCUGGAGGCGCCGCCGGCCGGCCCUCCCCCUGCGGAUGCGGGUAUGGGAGGCCCUGCCAAGCAGGACGCGGACGAGAGCAACAUGCACUUGCCGGACAUCGAGGUGAUUCCCAGCGCCGUGGUGUUGCCAGAACCUGGGAUUCUGCAUCGCAUGUCGUGGUGGUCGGCCGCGGGUGCGUCAGCCAUGGGGGAGGCGCGCGCCAGCAUCGACUCCCUGCUCGCGAACCUCGCCUCGACGCUGGACGGAGUUCCGAAUUCUCUGGCUCUUGCUAUUAGCGAGGCGCGUGAGGCCGUCUCCACAUACAUCCUGCAAGCCACUUCUGAGGCCGAGGCUCUCGGGGGCUGGCGGUGCUUGCUGUGCGUGGACCGCAUGCUGUUCGGUGGGCUCCAUGCGGGCCGCGGGAGCGUCGCAGACACCACGGUGACGGCGAAAGUGUCCGAGCGGCUGCAGGAUUUUUGGGCUGGGCGUUGGCAGACCCUGUUAUGCGAUACUGCGAUCACCUCUCGCGACGGGGGGGCGCUAGACAUGAAAGACCGUCCAGUGCAUCGUGUGCGAAGUUUGCUGAUGAAGGGUGAGCUUGGAAGGGCUGCCGCAGCCGCCUGGGGGGCAGCAGCGAUGCGCACUCCCGCCGAAACCGCAGAAGCGUUCGUGCAGCAGGGCCCGCAGGAGCCUGAUGGCCACGACGUGAACGGACCUGCUGACGCCGAGUCCGCGCACCAAUUGCGCCGAGACGUGGAGGAAUGCCUGCGAGGUCACUGGCGAAAGGUGCCCCAAGGGGCGGGCGCUGGUCCACAGGGCGACGCGUUCAAACACUGGCAGCCGCUGGCUCACGCGGCCGGGCGAGGAGAGGCCACGGCGCGCGUGCUGGCCACGCUCGCUGGGGGUGACGCGCCUAUGGAGGCGCUGACGCUGGCGCUGGCAGGGAGGCUGUUGGGCCUGGCCAAGAAAGACGACGGCGCCCGGGUGCUUGCCUGCGGGUCUGUCCCGCGCCGAUUGGUCGGCCGCGCAGUGUGCAAGGCGAGACGGGCCGCCAUCGCAGACGCAGUCGGCGACUGCCAGUACGGGGUGGGGCAGUCAUCUGGCACAGAAGCCUUGCACAAGACGCUGCGCGCGAAGGCGGAGCAAUUUCCGGAUCAUGCGGACGUCUCCCUGGACAUGGCGCACGCGUUCCGCUGCGUCCGGAGACGCAGCGUCUUCCGGGCACUCCGGGCGAGGUGCCCAGAUAUGGAGCCUUUGGCCCGCCAGUGGUAUGACCGGCCAACGACCCACGUGGCCAGCGGAGGCGGGAACGCAGCCAAGUUAGUGCAGCAGCUGCAUGGCUUGGACCAAGGCUGUCCGCUCAGUCCGGCCCUCUUUGCCAUCGCUGUGGCACUGGCGCUGGAGGGCCUCCGAGACUUUGCACGGCAACGCUCUGCGGACUCCUGGGUGUACGCUUACUUGGACGACGUCUACUUGGUCGUCCCGCGCCUGCACCUGCGAAGCGUCCUGGCUGAGGCGCGGCGCCUCUUUAGCGAGCUCGGGUUGCACCUGCGGGAGCCGAAGACACGCUUGUGGUUCCCCGCAGGCCCGCCGGCCGACCUGCCCGCAGACCUGGCCCAGUACGUGGUGAGAGAGCUCCCCUGCCUUGGGAGACGCGUCUCCUUCGUGCGCCCACGGCCACGGGAGCAACGCGACGAGGAGGACGGGCGAGACGUGCCCGCUGGCGUGGAGGAUGCAGAGGCGCCGGGCCUGGCCACGGAGCGGCUGCGCACCUACGCGGGCAAGCUCUUUCACCCUCUGGCGGCCGGGCUGGAAGCGCAACACGUAGUCACGCUCUUGCGCUGCUAUGUGAACGGAGCUGUCACUCACUGCCAGCGCGCUCGCGUCGCAACUGCGGGGGCUUGGCAGUGCUACAAAGAGGCCGUCGCAGCCGCGAUGUCGAGCUUGCUCGGCGCGCCGCUCUCGGACGACAGCAAAGUGCUGCUCUCCCUCCCACUGAAGCUCGGGGGCGCGGGCUUCCAGAGCGCGACGCUGCGGGCCGACGGUGCUUGGGUGGCAUCCUGGGCCGCGGUGGAGGACGCCGUGAGGGCCGACCAGGGCCUGCCGACCGAGGCCGCCGCCCGCGCAGCGACGCCCCGACUCACUGCAGCGCUGGCGACAGCAAGGGCCCGCCUCGGCGCCGCUGGCGCGGCGGCCUUUGCGAGCACCCAGAAAGAAUUGCUGCAGCCAACGACCCGGACGGAACACCUGCUCGGCGACGACAAUUUCAUGGUCAGCCUCCAGCGCCGCCUCCUGGUCGCAGACCCCGCGGAGAAGCACCGCCGUUACCCAGGGCCAGGCCUGGUUGCGGCCGCGCUGGAAACAGGCGGCCGGAUGGGCCACGAGUUCCGGGCGUUCCUGCGGGCGAAGGCGCCCACGGACGAGCGGCGCACUGCCAGCCUGGCAGAUGUCCGCCAGCGGCUGGCCACAGCGCUGCAGCGGGGCGUGGCCGCCAUGCUGCUGGGCAGGGCGGGAGCCCAGUCGUGGCCGUGGCGGACGUCCUGCCCGGCCUGGCGACGGGCGCAAUGA
Prorocentrum cordatum is the source of this 2826-nucleotide messenger RNA. The record is from the annotation of a GenBank genome assembly. NCBI's taxonomy places the organism in Eukaryota, Dinophyceae, Prorocentrales, Prorocentraceae.